GUGUCAGACUUCAGCUCCGGGAAUUAGUGAUGGCCGCCUCAAUUUAUCCUGAACUGCCCAGCUGAGCGACCUUUGACAUGCCGUGACUCUCGUUCUUUUCUUUCUUUGCUCAGUGUCAUCGAGAUGGGCGAACAGCUGCCUCCCGGGGUGCUAGGAGCCGCCGUGGGCGUCCUCGUCUACAGCUUCAUCUGUCUCGCGUGCGGCCUCUUUCUCUUGUGGCUGGUUUGGGUCCACGAUGAACGCAGGAGCUAUGUUGCCAUGCUGGGCUUCUUCGUGACACUUCACACGCUGGCUUCCGUCAUCCAACAGAUCCACACCAUCAUCCGAUGGCGCGACAUCAAAUUGGAGCAGUACGAGAACCUCGUCAAGCACGUGGGCAACCCCGAACUGAACAUCACCGGCGCUUCGACGGGGUUGGACUUGGUCCUGUUCUACAUUCAAUACUACUCCUACAAUGUCGAAUCUGUGCUCGUCUUCUUCUGGGCCGUCGAACUGGCAAACAGCAUCUUCCAACUGCGCAUCACCAAGAUGUACCGCUUCCACGCUAGUCUUGUUGCCAAAGCCACAGCGGCCUUCCUACCUGUCGCGCAAAUGGUCCUACUCCGCUUCAGUGGCGUCGACAAGAGCACCGUGGGGUUCAUGGCACUGGCCGAUUCGAUCAUGAUCGGCUGUUUCGCCGCAGGCAGCCUCAUGCUCCUUGCCAUCCUCGUCCGCUACGUCCACUCGCGGAUCACCCUCGCCUCCUGGAACGUCCGCUACAUUCACGGCACCUCCACAACAGGCGGCACCAACGCCACGCCCUCGGGCAGGGCACGAGCGCAGAAAAAGACCAUCUACGACAAGUGGCUCGUCCUACGCUUCACCGUCGCCUUCGCCGCGCUCAGCCUCUUCCAAAUAGUAGUCAUCAACUUCCAGCUCCGCGCCGCGGCAACCAACAACCGGGCCUCCAUCCCACCGCAACCCGACCUCAGCGCGGGCCGCGCCCGCGGCGACGUCGCCCUCUUCGCCCCCGCCCCGACCGCCGUGCUCUUCGCCUUCCUCGUCUUCGGCACCACCCGCACCUUCCGCGAAUACACCUACCGCGUGCUGGUCCCGCGGCCCCUGCGCGACUGGAUCGACGACCGCCGCCGCCGCGCCGGGAAGAAGAAGAGGGGGGUCGGCGGGUCCGUGUCGGUGGUGCAUUCGGCGAUUAGGGGGGAUAACUCUGACGGCAAUGCUGCCCAACUGGCAAGCCAGCAACCACCCCGCCACGAAACAGCGCUCGUGCUGAGCACCCAAGCCGGGUCAGACAUUGCCAUGACUAAACUCGCCUUUGUCACGGCCGAUCUCGCUCGGAAGAGAGAAGGACUCGAGCAGUCGAUCAACAAAGCAAAGACCUUGGAAGAGGCACUCGAAAAGAAUGCUGCCGAGAGACAGCAGCUCAUGGCUGAGGUUGACGGGUUGACGGACAACGAUUACAACGAUAUCGACCAUAUCGACCCCAAGGUAGCGGGCCUCGAGGAAAAGGUUGCAAUGUUGGAAGCCCAAGUUGCGCAAUUCAAAGCAAAGGAGCGAGACAUGGCCAUUGCCUGUGCUCACGCCUCCGAGAAUGUCUCCCAUGCUGCCAACAACGACGACGAUAUCGACCAUACCGACCCCAAGGUAGCAAUCCUCGAAGAAAAGGUUGCAAUGUUGGAAGCGCAAGUUGCGCAAUUCCAAGCAAAGGAGCGAGAGAUGGCCAUUGCCUCUGCUCACGCCUCCGAAAACGUCUCCCAUGCCGCCAACAACAACGGCGACGACGACGAUGGCCCAGAACCCGCAGCGACGACGCAGCAGACUUCAUCAUUCUUGCUCGCUAAUUCCGUCUGGGAUGGCCCUGCGCCCGACGGGACACUCCACAUGCUGCAGCUCAUGGCCGCCGUUAACGUUAUCUAA
Chaetomium fimeti is the source of this 1914-nucleotide messenger RNA. RefSeq lists its product as uncharacterized. Lineage: Eukaryota; Fungi; Ascomycota; Sordariomycetes; Sordariales; Chaetomiaceae. The transcript is spliced from 8 exons. The coding region runs from base 124 to 1914 and encodes 596 amino acids. The record is from RefSeq and is a predicted model, not a curated record.